Molecule: messenger RNA, 983 nt
Organism: Centropristis striata (black sea bass)
Lineage: Eukaryota; Metazoa; Chordata; Actinopteri; Perciformes; Serranidae
Product: C-C motif chemokine 17-like
Exons: 3
Coding region: 207-533 (108 amino acids)
Biological process (GO): immune response
Cellular component (GO): extracellular region
Molecular function (GO): chemokine activity
Source: RefSeq, a predicted model, not a curated record
UAGGCAUUAGGGUCGAGUGACAGAGAAAGGAGAAGAAGAGGAAAUGGAGGAAACACGCUGCUGAUUCUUAGAAAAUAACUUGGUGUGAGUUGGAGGCUGUGCAGACAUGAGUGUGUAUAAAAGGAGAGAGUGGAGAAGGUUUCUGACACAUCUGACCUCUGAAGAUUAAAGGCUGAUCCAAACAGACGCUCCUCUGUCUCUGCACCAUGAAGACUCUGCCGACCCUCGUGCUCCUGACUCUGAUCUGCUUCCUGGUUCACAGCUCUGCUGCAGGUUUGGUGGGUGUAAACCUGGUCACAGGUACUGGAUGCUGUCUACACCACAAUCGAACAAUGAUUCCUAAAGGACUGGUGAAACAUGUUGGGAUGUCCCCGGGUGACUGCAAACUCAAAGCAAUCGUCUUCACGACUGUGUGUAACGUGACUCAUUGCCUCGAUCCUUCCAUGUUGUGGGCGAAGAAGAGACUGGAGGAGUUUCAGAGUUCGUCUAAAGGUUUCAACCAGAAAGCGUGUACAGAGGUUAAAAAGCAGUGAUCGUUAUCAGUGUUACAUAUAGAUUCUGUCCUUUAUGUACACAAGAAAAUGAAUGACUGUUCCCUAUGACUGACAUUAUGACCUGGGACAGUUUAAUGUCAAAUUCAGCAUAAAAAUGUGAAUUUUUAUUGUAUUAAUUAAUAUCUACUUCAAGAUAAUCCAUGAAUUAAAUGUAUCUUAAUUUACUUUUUUAAAAUUUUCAUUUUUAUUUCAUUUUUCCCCCUAAUAACUUACAUCUCUUCACCAAAUAUAUGCAGUAUUUUGUUGUUAUUAAGUUGUUUGAUGCCUUUUUAUUUUACUUUUCUUUGUUAUUUCUUUUUAACAGAGAGGGUACAUAAAAAUAAUUAGAAAUAAUUAUUAUUACAUGACUGAAUUCAUAUGAAGUGAUGUAUGUAUGAAAGUUGAAAGUUUGACAUGUAUUUUGUUAUUAUUGUAUAAAAGGUGCUGCCC